Molecule: messenger RNA, 1224 nt
Organism: Tetrahymena thermophila SB210
Lineage: Eukaryota; Ciliophora; Oligohymenophorea; Hymenostomatida; Tetrahymenidae
Product: transmembrane protein, putative
Exons: 1
Source: RefSeq, a predicted model, not a curated record
AUGAAAGAUAAGAAAUAUUUAUUAAGAUUAUUAUUAUUACUGCUUAUAAUAAUUGCAACAUCUUAGUGCUAGUCUGAAGGAAUUGAACAUAAAGAAAAUAAAAUGGUCUAAAAUGACUUUAGUAAUUUAGAUUAGUAGCUUAAGUUUAAUAGUAGAAAUUUAAGACAUAAAGAUGAAUAAAUUAUAGAUUAAAACAAUAAGGAAGAUAUCUUAAGUUAAGGAAAUAGUUUAACUUAAUAAUAGAAAAUUCCAGUAAAUAAUAAACAGGAUAAAGCUUUACUAGAUAUCGCUUCAAUUAUAUUUUUCAUUUUGAGUGUAAUUUAUGCGAAUAGGAUUACUGACAGAUAUAAUUAUAUGUAGAGAUAAUACGAGAGAGAGCUAUUGUCUCAAUCUCAACAAUAUUCAUAAUAAGUAGAAAAUAUACUUGAGCUUAUAUCAAAGUCUAGAAGCAAAUCAGAGUAAGCUAAUUACUCAAAUUUAUACUUUGUUUUCAGUAAAUAAAUAAAAUUUUAUUUGAAAAAUUAUGAGGAUUAAGAGUUUAACAUCUCUUAACGUGUCAUUAGGUAUAAAGAUAAUGCUGAUUAAGAUAUCAAAAUUAAUAAAGUUUAAUUUUAUAUUAAUAGUAAACUUUAAAAAAUCAAGAGCUAUUUCAAAUUUUUUUCAUAAAAAUAAUUCAAUUAAGCAAAUCAAAACGUACAAAUCAAUGAUGAAGAAAAUUAGAAAUUAUUAGAUCAAUCUAAAUUGUAAAUACCUAAGUAAAUUCCUAAAACAUAUAAUGGAAUAAUAUAACAAAUAUAAGAUAUAUUUAAUUGCUUGCUAAGCAAUAAUUCUAAACUGAAAUUUUGUAAAAUAAAGUAUUUUGGUACAAAUAAAUACUACAAUAACGAAGAGGUCAAUGUAGCUAUUUAUAUUUGCUCUGAAAAGAUACAAAAUAGAAAAUAAGCAACAAAAUGCAAUCACACACAAUUUUUAAGUUAAAUUGAAUAAAUAAUAACACAAUUCAUUCAUGCAGGAUUAAAAAUAUAAAAACUAAAAUUAGAUGAAGAUAUCAUUAUUUAUAAUAAUAAAUUAAUUAUAAAUCCUAACAUUAUUCUUAGACACGAUCCUGAAAUAUCUACUGCUUAUUACUAAUAUAUAUACAAAGACUUAUGUAAAUAAAUGUAAAUUUCAAUAAAUGAGGAUUAUUUAAUUAAUAUAUCCAAACUGACGAGUAAAUUGUAAUGA